AUGGCAGCGGCGGCCGAGCCCGGGGCCCAGGUCCGGCCUGGCAGCGACGCCCCGCGCCUGGACAGCCCGGAGCUGAGCGGCGGCGGCGGAGGCAGAGGCGCGUCCCCCCGGCGGGCGCGGGCCAGGCCGCCGGGCCCCGACGCGCCUGGACACCGAUUCCGGAAGGUGACCCUCACCAAGCCCACCUUCUGCCACCUCUGCUCCGACUUCAUCUGGGGGCUGGCCGGCUUCCUCUGCGAGGUAUGCAACUUCAUGUCCCAUGAGAAGUGUCUGAAGCAGGUGAAGAUGCCCUGUGCCACCCUGGCACCACGCCUGGUCUACGUUCCAGUCGCACACUGCUUCGGACCCCGCAGACUGUAUAAGCGGCGCUUCUGUGCAGUGUGUCGAAGGGGCCUGGAGGUGCCCUCUCUGCGCUGCGAAGUGUGUGAGCUGCACGUUCACCCCAACUGUGUGCCCUUCGCCUGCAGCGACUGCCGCCAGUGCCACUGCGAUGGGCACUGGGACCAAGACACACACCUCCACCACUGGCGGGAGGGGAACCCACCCUCCUGUGCACGCUGCCAAGUCUGCAGGAAGACAUGUGGCUCCUCCGAUGUGCUGGCUGGCAUCCACUGUGAGUGGUGUGGCACGCAGGUACACUCCAUAUGUGCGGUAGUGCUGGCUGAUGAGUGUACUUUUGGGCCACUGCACACCUUGACCCUGCCUCCCACUUGCGUACGUCUGUUGUCCAGUAACUUCAGCAAAAUGCACUGUUUCCGUAUCUUGCACCCAGCAGAGCCAGGUGAUUGGGAGGACGGCGAGGACAGCAGUACCAGCCUUUCAAGAGAGGGGCUUGCUCCUGAGUCUGGUAAGCAGACCCUGAGGAUCUUUGACGGUGAUGAUGCAGUACAGCGGAACCACUUCCGGGUCAUUGUGGUGCCAAGACAGGCUAGGAGUGAGGAGCUGGUGGAGGCGGCUCUGCGGGCUUACUACCUCCCUGAUGACCCUGAGGACUUCGAGCUACAGCCACUCCCGGUGGCCUCAGAGGGUGAUGUGCCAACCACAUGGAUCCUCCGGGCCUGGCCCCGCACACAGGAGGUCCUGAAUAUCUACCCUGCUUGGCUCCAGCCGGGUGUGUCCUACGUGUCUGUGUGUGUGACUCCGCAGAGCACUGUGGGGUCUGCGGUGCUGGAGGCACUCCUGUUGCUCGGGUGCCAGGUAGGUGCUCGUGGCUCACUGGAGGGGCCCUGGGAGGUAGGUGCCAAACCAGGCCUGAUGCCCCACUGCCUACUAACUCAGGCCCAGAGUGCCCAGAGCUUCCAGCUGGUGGAGGUGCUCAUGGAUAGCAGGCAGGUCCAGCGGACACCCCUGGCUGAUAGUGAGCUCCUGCUCGACCGGCUCCGAGCUCUCCGACAGGCUUCCCUGCACCAGAUGAACCAGGUGCGGUUCUAUGUGGCCGACAGCAGGACUACGGCCCCACGGGUCUCCCUGUUCGUUGGUGGCCUGCCGUGCGGCCUCUCCCUGCUGGAGUACCGAAACCUGCUGGAAGAGGCUCUGGCCACCAAAGCUGGCCUGGUGUCCGUGAGCCACGUCUACUCCUCUCAAGGUGCUGUGGUGCUGGAGGUGAGCUGCUUUACCGAGGCUGAGCGUCUGUACAUGUUGGUCAGGGAGACAGCUGUGUGUGGCCACCCACUGAAUGCUUUGGUGCUCCCAGAGGUGCUGCACAUGAAACUACCCCCAAGCUGCCGACCCCUCCUCGUGUUCGUGAACCCCAAGAGUGGAGGCCUGCAGGGCAGGGACCUGCUCUCCAGUUUCCGGAAACUGCUAAACCCUCACCAAGUCUUUGACCUGACCAAUGGAGGGCCUGUGCCUGGGUUCCACCUGUUCGCCCAGGUACCGUGCUUCCGGGUGCUGGUGUGUGGUGGGGAUGGCACUGUGGGCUGGGUGCUCGCUGCCCUGGAAGAGUUGCGGCACUGUCUGGCCUGCCCUGACCCUUCAGUGGCCAUCCUGCCCCUGGGCACAGGUGGGUCAUUGGCUGUGUGGGUUAUCCCCUUCCAUUCUGUCCAUGUUUGGCCAGGAGUCAGCCCGGAUCCUGUCUGUUUCCCAGGGAAUGACCUUGGCCGCGUGCUCCGCUGGGGGCCUGGCUACAGUGGGGAGGACCCACUGUCCGUGCUGCUAUCAGUGGAUGAGGCAGAUGCCGUGCUUGUGGACCGCUGGACCAUCCUGCUGGAUGCUCAACAGGACAGCAGUGCUGAGACGAGUGUGGCCAAUAUCGAGCCUCCCAAAAUUGUGCAAAUGAGCAACUACUGUGGCAUUGGCAUUGAUGCUGAGCUGAGCCUGGACUUCCACCAGGCACGUGAGGAGGAGCCGGGCAAGUUCACCAGCAGGUUUCACAACAAAGGCAUGUAUGUGCGGGCUGGGCUGCAGAAGAUGAACCAUUCACGGGGCCUGCACAAGGAGGUGCGGCUGCAGGUGGGGCAGCAGGAAGUGACAUUGCCAAGCCUCGAGGGCCUCAUCUUCAUCAACAUUCCCAGCUGGGGCUCGGGGGCUGACCUGUGGGGUUCUGACAACGACUCCAGAUUCAAGAAGCCACGCAUGGAUGACGGGUUGCUGGAGGUGGUGGGGGUAACAGGGGUCCUUCACAUGGGCCAGGUCCAGGGCGGGCUGCGCUCUGGCAUCCGCAUUGCCCAGGGCUCCUACUUCCGUGUCACCCUCCUCAAGGCCACAGCUGUGCAGGUAGACGGUGAGCCCUGGAUCCAGGCUCCCGGGCAUAUAAUCAUCUCAGCUGCAGGCCCCAAGGUGCACAUGUUGCGCAAGGCCAAGCAGAAGCCCAGGAAGGCCGAUGAGGUGUCUGCCCCCAGCGGAGACAAGUAGAGGCCGUCUGCCGAAUACUCGCUGCUGCUAGACAGACCCACUUAGGCCUUGCCUGGUGACACCAGGCUCUGCUCUCCGGACGCCUUGUCCUUUGAGCCUGGUACCUGUCUCUCUCAGGCCAGGUUUGAUCCUGAGUGUUCUGCCCAAUGGAGACCAUCCAGCCUCAACUUCCCUCAGAGGCUGCACCUCUCCCCAAACGGUCCCAGCGGUGUGAUGGGACAGGUGCCGAGGUCAUAGGGGACAAUGCCCCACAAGGCUCCAUCACUGGCUCCCCAUACCCUCACGUUGCAUCAUAGUGACUAGCCCCGUCUGUGUUUUGCACACACACACACUCAUGCUGUUUCCGACUUAGUGCUGUAAUUAAUGACGGGCCUGUGACUGACCAUUCCCCACCGCACCCACUGCAAUGUCCAGAAUAAAUACAGCCUGGUCUUGCUGUC
Suncus etruscus (white-toothed pygmy shrew) is the source of this 3293-nucleotide messenger RNA. RefSeq names its product diacylglycerol kinase theta (gene DGKQ). Lineage: Eukaryota; Metazoa; Chordata; Mammalia; Eulipotyphla; Soricidae. Gene Ontology annotation, biological process: intracellular signal transduction; diacylglycerol metabolic process; lipid phosphorylation. Gene Ontology annotation, molecular function: ATP-dependent diacylglycerol kinase activity. The record is from RefSeq and is a predicted model, not a curated record. The coding region runs from base 1 to 2853 and encodes 950 amino acids. The transcript is spliced from 21 exons.